Vitis riparia (riverbank grape) is the source of this 2511-nucleotide messenger RNA. RefSeq names its product G-type lectin S-receptor-like serine/threonine-protein kinase SD2-5. Gene Ontology annotation, molecular function: ATP binding; protein serine/threonine kinase activity. The coding region runs from base 1 to 2511 and encodes 836 amino acids. Lineage: Eukaryota; Viridiplantae; Streptophyta; Magnoliopsida; Vitales; Vitaceae. Gene Ontology annotation, biological process: protein phosphorylation. The transcript has a single exon. The record is from RefSeq and is a predicted model, not a curated record.
AUGGGCAACGACAGAAUUCUGGGUUGUCUUCUUGGGUGUCAUAUUCUUUUUAUUCCUUUUUCCCUCCCUGUCAAUGCCCUAACGGCCUAUGACUCUGCUGCCAAUCUUUCAUCUUCAUGGAUUAAUAAUGGGUCUCGAGAUAUUGAUGUGGGUUCUGAAGAUAACUCCACGCUAAGGCCAAUCUUUCUUGGACAAGGCAUCAAUGCGAGUUUCGCAUGUGGCUUCUACUGCAAUUAUAAUUGUGAAGGUUACCUUUUCGCUAUCCUCAUAUUCCCACCACCCGGAAAAUACAAUUAUCUACGAGUCCGAAACCCAAAAGUAGUGUGGUCUGCUAAUCAGAACUUUCUGGUUAGAGAUGAUGCAACCUUGCAACUCACGCAAGAUGGAGAUUUGAUCUUGAGAGAUGCCGAUGGUACUUUUGUUUGGUCCUCUAACACAUCUGGUAAGUCUGUUGUGGGCUUAAACUUGACCGAGAUAGGAAACCUGGUGCUGUUUGACAGCAAUAACACAUCUGUCUGGCAGUCUUUUGAUCAUCCAACCGACAGUCUAGUUCCAGGACAGAUUCUGGUUUUCGGUCAGAAACUCACAGCUAGUGCAUCCAACAAAGACUGGUCUCAAGGUUUGAUUUCAUUUUUCAUCACUAACCAUAUUGUGGUUGCUCGUAUUGGGUCCAAUCCACCCCAUAACUAUUUUGCUCUCUCUCAUGGUUAUCAUAAUAGUACAGAAUCAAGAUAUGUCAUAUUCAGGAAAGAAGGUCUCCUCUUUCCCUCCGCUAAGCCCGUUUUUUCUUUUCCUGGCCCAUUUUCUGCUCAGUACAUGAAGUUGGAACCCAAAGGUCAUUUGACAUUUUAUGGGUUUGUCAAUGACAUUUGGAAGGUUUUGUUCAAUCCCCUUCUUGGAGACUUCAGCUGUGCAUACCCUAUGAUAUGUGGCAAAUAUGGAGUUUGCUCAAAACAGCAGUGCUUUUGUCCAGAACCAACUACAGGAGAAACAAGAUAUUUCACGCCAGUAAAUGAUGAGGAACCUGACCUUGGGUGUAAAGAAAUCACACCCCUAUCCUGCAAUGCUUCUCAUUAUCAGAGUCUUCUUAUGGUCAGAAGCACAGGGUCCGCGCUUAUUCUCCAAUACAAUUUUGAGAUUGUUAAUAAAACAGAAAGUGACAUUGAAAGUUGCAAGCAGGCCUGUUUAAGUAAUUGCUCCUGCACAGCUGCAGUCUUUUGGUCUAGUGUGGAUAAUGGUGGAGCUUGCUAUCUACUAUCUGAAAUAUUUUCGCUGAUGAAGCAUGCUCAUCUACCGGGGUUGACGACAUUCAUUAAGGUGCAGAAUAUCUCAAAUCCAGGGGCUCCUCCAUCUUCCUCAAAUCCAGAGACUAUCAUUAGUCAGCUGUUGUCUACUUUCGGAGCUUUCAUUGGCCUGCUUUUUAUAGUUAUUAUCAUAGGAAGAUAUCUAAUUUUGAAAGGAAAAGAUGUCAAGGAAGACGGGGAAGAUAAAGAUCUGCUCCAAGUACCAGGGAUGCCAACUAGAUUCUCUCACGAAAUCUUGGUAGUGGCCACUGAAAAUUUUAGUCGGGAGCUUGGGAAAGGAGGAUUUGGUUCAGUCUUUGAAGGCAUUCUGACAGAUGGAACAAAAGUUGCUGUGAAGUGCAUCAAUGGUUUAUCUCAGACGAAGGAUUAUUUCUUAGCUGAGGCGGAGACCAUAGGCCGCAUUCACCAUUUGAACUUGGUGAGACUGGUAGGAUACUGUGCCAACAAAUCAAAUAGAUGCUUGGUUUAUGAAUACAUGUUUAAUGGCUCCUCGGAUAAAUGGAUCUUCCACAGAAACAAAGAGCUUGCUCUUGAUUGGCAAACAAGGAGGAAGAUCAUCCUGGAUAUAGCAAAGGGUCUAUCCUAUCUCCACGAGGAAUGCAGACAGAAAAUCAUCCACUUAGAUAUCAAACCCCAGAACAUCCUUUUAGACGAAAGUUUCAAUGCAAAAGUUUCUGAUUUCGGACUGUCCAAGCUAAUGGACAGGGACCAAAGCCAAGUUGUGACAACCUUGAGAGGAACUCCAGGAUAUAUGGCUCCUGAAUGGCUGAUCUCCGCAAUCACAGAAAAAGUGGACGUCUAUAGCUUUGGCAUUGUGACUCUGGAAAUUUUGUGUGGGCGAAGAAAUUUGGAUCACUCUCAGCCCGAGGAAGAUAAAUAUUUGUUAAGUCUUUUUAAGAGAAAGGCUGAGGAAGAUCAGAUGUUGGAUUUGGUUGAUAAGUACAGUGAGGAUAUGCAGUUACAUGGAGAAGAAGCUGUGGAGCUGAUGAGGCUUGCUGCAUGGUGUCUACAAAAUGACAAUGGUAGAAGGCCUUCUAUGUCGAUGGUGAUCAAGGUCUUGGAGGGGUUGAUCGAUGUUGAAGAUAAUCUGGACUACAAUUUCUUUAAUUCAUCAGGACUAGGAGCGACUGAAGCAGUUUAUCGGAGGGAGAUUAAUGUGGGUUUUGCCUCUCCUGUGUUGCCGUCUAUUCUAUCAGGACCCAGGUGA